Triplophysa dalaica is the source of this 2851-nucleotide messenger RNA. RefSeq names its product atos homolog protein B (gene atosb). The transcript has 10 exons. The coding region runs from base 1025 to 2782 and encodes 585 amino acids. NCBI's taxonomy places the organism in Eukaryota, Metazoa, Chordata, Actinopteri, Cypriniformes, Nemacheilidae. The record is from RefSeq and is a predicted model, not a curated record.
UUUUUAAAGGGACAAGAUCGUUUAAUGGGCGAGGGCUUUGGACCGACAGUCAAGCAGAAAAUAGAAAGGCCCGUUGGCAGAGGUAGUUACAGGACGCGAAAAGGAGAAGAAAGACAAUCAAGACAGCUCGGUCGACCUUUGAAAACCAGGAUCUCGUGUCAACGUAAUUGUAUCAUCAUCGCCCAAAUAUAUCGUCGUUACAUAGCGCAGAUAGUUUUGUCGUCGAUUAAGCAGAAGAUACUGAGAUCUCGUCUGCUGUCUAAAAUAGGAUCAAACUCCUCGUCCAUAUAACGAUAUGAUGGAAAUGUUAGUUUGCUGACUGAUGCGACCCUUGUCAUUGCGUUCAUAGAUUUGCUUUGGGGGAGGAACAGAGAGACCUGGCAUGUAACCUUUCAACUCCCCACAGCGUUGAAGUAAUAACAACCAGGACUGGAGAGUUUCGACAGUCAGGAAGAAGAAACAGUCGAGGAGGAGAGGACAGCAGUUCCUAGAGAGGUCGUGUCUCUGGAAUGCCUGGCUCAGGAUGCAGCCAUUGAGCAGUUCACUCCGUUCAGGAGACAAGGGGAGGCGUGAUUGGCCGCUGGCCAUAUCUGGGUGGAGCUGUUGCAGGGAUAUUACCUAUUCAUUGGCACUUUCUGCAAGGCUCCUCCCACCUCACUGACACACCGCCCUUGGCCCUUCUUCGCUGCCUUUGUGUCUGGGAUUCCUGUUGUUGGAUCUGAGGGGCAGUGAUGGAGAUGGCCAAACUCUGGGGCUAAAGUCAGGGUCAAGGUGGAUGUGAAAAGGCCUGCAACCAAGUUUCAAGCACCAAGAAGCACAAGCUGUGUGCACUGUUGUUUGUGCCUGCUCCACAACUGACCCACGGACUAUAGUGCCUUCCAUCUAUGGUACUGGAAGCUUACUUUACAUGUACAGCCUUAUUGCACUCGUUUAGACAUUCUAGAACUCACUAGAGCUUGUGGUUGCAUUAUUUAACACUGCACAACUUCCCCUAAAACAAUCACCCAGCACAAGAAAAGUAACUAUGCGUCACAUCCAUGUGGAACUGGCUCGUAAAGAGCCACCCGUUGAGCUUCCAGCCCAGGCUCGGGAUUUACCGCCUGACACUCAGAGUGAAAGCUCUGAGCCCGGAGUCCGACGAUCAGUUCCCAGGCCCUUCGGAGAAGAAGAGAUGCGGCUGCAGAAGGUUUACCAGCUGUCCAUCCUAUCUCAAAGAGGUGGUUUCGGAGAAAAUCAAGAGACGCUGCGGCCAAUUAGAGUAGGCAUGAAACGCGGCCUGGAGGGCGCACCGGUCCCGGUCGCCCAAAAGCGUCCUUUCCAAACGGAUGAAGAUGUUGAUAAUGAGUCCGAAGGGGAGUUGCUUUGUGGAUCUGGGGUGGAACCACUGUUUUCCAGUUCACUUUACGAGCACAGAGACUCAGAAAUCCCUAGGUCCCCUCCUCUUUCCCCAUCACAUCCAAUGAUACCUGGUCGGCGACCUGCCCAGCACAAUCAUGACCGGCCCAUCCCGGACACAUUCGCCCCACUCUCCCCAAAAUCUCCACCCAUGGUUGACCCCCAAGGGCCUCACUCCAACUGGGGCCACUGUGAGGGGAGUCCUUCCUCCCUUACUCCUCGGACUGAGGCCUCCACAGCAGGAAGCAUCCCAGUUGAUUCCAAAGAAGGCCCAGGGGAUGAGAGCCAUAGCAGCAGUAAUCUUUCAGUGGAGGUCAAGGGAACGUUAGGAACCGCAGAGAGCAGUUGGGCACCCGUUCCAUUUUCAACACCAGCUGUAGCUGUUGAAUGGGGGGCAAGUUUCGAAUCCUCUCCUCCGCCAUCAGAAACAAAGACCUUCUCCUCUUCAAAUGGACUGAGCUCUGUCGAGAAAACUCCAGUAGAGGCAAAUGGCUUGACAUCAGGGUCAUCCACUGCCUGCCCGAUCAAGAGAAGACUUCUGUCGUCCAGUGAUACAGGCGAGUCCUGUUCAGAGGACGAGGGCCCAUCCACAUCAAAACGCUGUCGGUCGGCACUGUUAGCGCCCGGGCUUGGGUUAGCAUCCUGUCGCAGCACUGACGCCAAAGGUGCACCCUUCUGGAACCAUCUAUUACCAUCAGCGAGGGAAAACACAAAGACGGCUACUGACUGUUUGCGAGUAGGGAGAAGGCUCAAAGCUGGGAAUCGUCUCAAAUCUCGACAGCUGCGCAGUGGACGCAGGACAGACACCAGCCGCUCCUGUAGUUCCCUCUCCUCUUUAUCAUCCAUAAGCAGACCCCUCCUUGGCAACUUUGAGGAGUCAAUCCUAAAGGGUCGAUUCACUCCAUCCGGACGCAUAGAGGGCUUCACGGCAGAGAUCGGGGCAAGCGGCUCCUAUUGUCCGCAACACGCCACUUUACCUGUGCAAGUCACUUACUAUGACACCUCAGAGCACAGCGCCCCGUCCCCAUUCAUGACCUUAUUUAACCCAAAUAAGACUGUGGUUAAAAUGUUUCUGGUGACGUAUAAUUUUGGGGACAUGCCCGUCAAUCACAUGACCUUCUUGCGCCAUCGUAUCUUCCUGGUGCCUGUGGAGGAGCCAGGGGGGUCAGGAGAGGGGCAGGAGGGCUCCUUGUCUGACAGGAAGAAGAUUCUCUGCUACUUGAUACACCUCAGAUUCCAGAGUUCCAAAUCUGGGAAAAUCUACUUGCACAAUGAUAUCCGGCUGCUAUUCUCCCGCAAGUCCAUCGAGGUGGAUGCCGGGAUUCCUUACGAGCUGAAAUCUUUCACCGAGGUGCCAAGAAACCCCAAAUACUCCCCCAGGGUAUGAGACCGCGACGCCCAGGCGCAGUGGGCCUAAAAGACUGCAUUAAUAAAGAUUGCAAGACAAAAGAACCAA